Molecule: messenger RNA, 1464 nt
Organism: Triticum aestivum (bread wheat)
Lineage: Eukaryota; Viridiplantae; Streptophyta; Magnoliopsida; Poales; Poaceae
Exons: 3
Coding region: 330-1130 (266 amino acids)
Source: RefSeq, a predicted model, not a curated record
AUUUUGACAUGGGAGGAGUCCGUUAAGAGAGACCUGAAGGAUUGGAGUAUCGACAAAGAGCUAGCUAUGGACAGGGGUGCGUGGAAGCUUGCUAUCCAUGUGCGAGAGCCAUGAGUUGGUUGCGAGAUCUUAUGGGUUUCACCUCUAGCCUACCCCAACUUGUUUGAGACUAAAGGCUUUGUUGUUGUUGUUGUUGUAACCUUGAAGUAGAGUCUCUUCAGCAAGAGAACAUAGGGAUUUUAAAUCAUCUAGAAAGUAGUGGGAAUGGAUUAAGUUUAUCCUUGCUUCGUGUUGACCUCGAACUUCACGCUAGAGUGGACAACUUGCAGAUGCAAGGCUUAUCAUUACUUGAAGAUACUAGUUGUCUUUGUGGCAAGUUGUUGGACGUCAUGAAAUCCAAGAGUGAGAAUAUUCGCAGUGUUGAUGCACUAGCAGCCAUUGAAUACACUUUGAAGUACCAGAACAUAAGACAAGGAAUGGACAAUUUAGCCCUUAGUCUGAGAAAAGUUAAGUCUGUGUUGGUUGAAAAGCACAACGAAGAAGACAACACAGUGGGUGUUCCUGUGAGACAUGAUACAUUAUAUAGGGAUGACUUCGAAAUUAAGCUGAAAGAAGAAGCUUUACUCAACAGAGUAUUGAAGGAGAAGCUAUUGUCAAGGGAACUGGACAUUGAACAAUUGCAGGCAGAUGUAGCAUCUUUUGUCCGGAUCCAAGAUGCCAUGGAAAAUGAGAUCCAUAGAACUCAGGAUGAAUUAUGUCGCGCAACCCACAAGUUUAAGCAUUUUGAACUUCAGGUUUUGAAGAAAGACGAGAGCAUUAACCAGAUAGAACAGGAUUUUCAGGAAUCUGCAAAGGAGUUGACCACUCUCCGGUGCACCCUUAAAUCAGUAAGUGAUGAAAGGGAUGCCUUGUGGCAGGAAACAAAGCAUUUGCGGAAAACUGUUAGCGUGCUGCAAAAUGAUGUUGCCUCAUUAAAGCAGAAGAUCAAAUCGCUUGACGAAGACAUACAGCUGAAGGAAGGCGAGAUACUGCUGCGUGAGGGUGAGAUUUCCAUAUUACAGGACAGCAUCGAUAGGCCACUCGACAUCAUCUGCACUCCUCGGUCAAUGAAACAGUUUGACAUGGAGUAAAUUUGCGUAGUUCACAUCCUUCUGGCUGGAUUCUUCAAUGGCCUUUUCCUUCUGUCCAAUCUUUUAGAAGCAUAGAAACUCGGGCUGGAUUCUAAAAUGGCCUUUUCCUUCUGUCUCUACUUUUAGAAACAUAGAAGAAGCUCAGGCUGGAUUCUCAAAUGGCUUUUUCCUCCUGUCCCUUCUUUUAGAAACAUACUGUAGUUCACAUCCUUUAUCCGUCCUUAAAUAUAGUUCACUAUAUUGGUAGUUGGAUAAUGGUCUAUCCUUCUUGUUUGCACUAUGACGGUGCAACCUGUGUUGCUACCUUCAUUUAGUUUUGUGAUACUGCACUUUG